Molecule: messenger RNA, 906 nt
Organism: Corylus avellana
Lineage: Eukaryota; Viridiplantae; Streptophyta; Magnoliopsida; Fagales; Betulaceae
Source: RefSeq, a predicted model, not a curated record
AUGUUUGGCGGUCUCUAUCCCGAAGAAGAUGACCCAUUGGGAGGUGAAGAACCCACGAAUGAUGUUGGCGAUUAUGAAGAGAUUGAUGAAGACCUUUCAGGUGAAGUGUCUAAUUUUAACGGUAAAGAGCCUACUAAGUCACGCUGCAUCAAAUGGCAAAAUCUACUAAAUAGUUAUGACCUUAAGGACCAUGAUUGGUUGCGCCGGUUAUAUAAUGAGCGGACUUUUUGGGUACCGGCAUAUCUGAAAGGUGUGUUUUGGGCUGGUAUGAGAACUACACAGCGGAGUGAAAGUAUGAAUGCCUAUUUCGAUGGCUAUUUGCGUCCGUCUACCACUUUGAAGCAAUUUGUUGAUCAAUAUGAUGUUGCUUUGCGGAAGAAGGUUGAGAAUGAGAGUCUUGCAGAUUUCAAGUCUUUUAAUACUAAGUUUCCAUGUGUAAAAGUUCAAAAUGAAGUAGUUGAAGAUGCAUACGUGAAAGUAGUACCAUAUGUUGUCUACUUCAAUGAAGAUUUCAAUGAAGAUGGAGAUGAAUUUGAAGUAAAAUGCACAUGUGACUCCUUUGACUCAAGAGGCAUCUUAUGCAGAUACAUCUUUGCUCUAUUGUGUGCACAUAACAUUACAUCUUUGCCCCCCAAAUAUUAUCUUGACUGUUGGAGGAAGGAUGUGAAGCGAAGAUAUACUUUAGUUAAAUGUAGUUUUGAUGCUUUGAGUGCCAACCUCGAAGUACAAAGAUAUGACAACUUGUGCAAAGGUAUGCAUACAUUAGCAGAGAUCGCUGCAAGAAACGUGGGUCACUACACAAAAGUUUGGACGCAUAUUGAUAUGUUGACCAAGGAAUUACGUGCUUCAAGUUGUGAACCCAGUCCACCUUCUCUUGCACUUCCAGGCGUAUCUUUUGACAUGUAA